Messenger RNA from Ostrea edulis (European flat oyster), 2403 nucleotides. Its product is annotated as kyphoscoliosis peptidase-like. The coding region runs from base 512 to 2329 and encodes 605 amino acids. Lineage: Eukaryota; Metazoa; Mollusca; Bivalvia; Ostreida; Ostreidae. The record is from RefSeq and is a predicted model, not a curated record. The transcript is spliced from 5 exons.
AAACCUAGACUGCCUUUUCGAUAUUCACGAGGAGCAUUUAAAAAUACCGUGUUGAAUUAUGGCAAAAUUUCAAUAUCGAUUCUGUAGUUGGUUUAUGCAUGUCGAUUGAUCUAAACAAUGAAGGUUAUCGCGGCCUGUAGAUAAAGUUAAAAUUGGGAUUAAUGUCUGCAAAAAAGUCAGUGAAUAUAAUCCGUUCGUUUCUAUAUACUCCUUAAACUACUUUGUUUCAUCGACACCAUUCGAGGGAUUUUAAAAACAAGAACCAUGCGGAGUGACGGUUGCGAAGCAAUUAACGAGAAGGCCAGGCUGCGUGAACGGUCGUAAUAAUGCCAUUUACAAGUAAUAGCACAAAUGGGCUGUGGCAACGCAAAACAACAAGCCAUAGAACAAGUCCUUCCGGAACAAAGAAAGAAGGGAAAAACUGUGGUCUUUAAGGAACCUCCUGUUGACGUCAUAAACUAUAUCCAGCCAGUACGAAUCAGGAAUCGGCGCAAAUAAUUACACUGAAAACAUGGGCUGUGGUCAAACCAAGCCGGCAAAGAAUGAAUCUCAGAGAAAAUCUGUUACUUUCAAAGAACCCCCUGUAGAUUUCAUUGAACCAGAUUCAAAUACUGCUUUCUUCUCAAACCCGCUACCGGUGCAGACAUCAGAAAAUAGCUUAUACCCUCCACAGCCUCCAAAGACCAAGCGACUGGAGAUCAUUCCAGACGAUGCCAUGUUUCAUUCUUUAGAUGACCAUGCAUUAAGGGCUCCGAGAUCAGCAGAUUCAUCUGUUGAAGCUUUAUCCAGGUACCUGACAAAACCAGCCAGAAACCAUGUACAGAAAUGUCGAGUCUUUUACAGAUGGAUUACAAACAACAUAUCGCAAGUCUUACUUUUAUUCUUAAUUCAUUUUAUAUAUGACACGGCAGCAUUAUUUCAAGGUAAAAAGAAGCCCCUUGAUGCUGAGUCAGUUCUUAAACUGAAAACGUCUGUUUGCAUAGGUUACGCCAAUCUUUUCAGUGCUUUGUGUAGGUGUUCUGAGGUUACAGUGCAAACGAUAUUCGGAUACGCAAAAGGCUAUAACUACAACCCAGAAAUUCGAUUUGAAUACGGCCACGCUACAAGUCAUGCAUGGAACGCAGUACACGUGGACGGAGAAUGGCGCUUUGUCGAAUGUACCUGGGGAGCGGGCAAUUGUGAUGAAUUUAAGAAGUUCCACUUCGAUUACCAUGACCAUUUUUUCUUCAUGGAUCCCGAUCUUUUUGUUUUAACUCAUUUUCCUUAUGAUCUGGAUAUCAAAAUGGCACUAACAUGGCAGCUCCUGACGGAACCCUGGUCACUGGAUAAAUUCAAUUCGUAUAUAAAACCUUCUAUGAAAUCCAUUGAGUGGGGUAUAGAGUUUGUUUCACAUCACUCGAGUAUUGUAUUCACAAAUGCUGAAUCAGUUAUUGAAUUAAGAAGUAACCGAACAAAGCUAGCGGUCCUCCACGGAGAGCUUAUUCCAGAGAAAGGACAAAACAACAAGCCAUAUACCUAUGCAUACAAAAGCGGAUCAAAUGAAUAUAAGGUGAUCGUUCGACCACCUUCUGUUGGAAAAUUUACACUUCGCAUCUUGGCUAACAUUAAGGACGAGGACGAAGCAUUCACACUGGUCUCGUAUGUUAUCAAAUGUGUGAGUACACAGGGACUCGUUCGUUCUUUUCCAUACCACUGGAGACUCUGGGGGCCUUCCGAGAGUUGUAAAAAUCACGGGCUGAUUUAUAAAAAGGGAUCCUGUCCCUUCAUCAUGACAGAAAGUGGCGAAGUAGAAAUAAAAUUACCUGUAGAAAAAGAAAUAGAAGCUUCAUGCAGACUGAGUCAUGCUGAAAAUCUUGUAAGAGAAAGUGACGAUUACGUCAUGACGGAGAUUAACGGUGGGUUUUUACUUGCUCGAGCAAGGCUUCCUAAGGAAGGUCAUUAUAAACUGGAGAUCAUGGUAAGGUUGGAUGAUGAAAACUAUAAAACGAUGUUGACGUACCUCCUUGAAUCGAAACAAACGCUUCCGAUGAUCCACAAACUCCCAAAAUGUUACAGAGCAGCCCGGGAGUUCCAGUGUCUUCUGCUUGAACCACUGACGUAUGAACUACCAAGAAACACAAAGAUGCGCAUAAGAUUAAAAUGUCCACAAGAUUUGAGUCUAGUACUCAAGAAACAAAGUAUUAAAGUGGAAAGGACUCACGAGGUUUGGGACUUCCUUUCUACUACCCCUAGUGCUGGUGAAAAAUUUUGCAUUUCAGGAAAACUACAAAAUGAUUAUAGUAAUACUCGGUCAACAUACAAAGGGUUAUAUGAAUUUUCUAUAAUAUAAAAAUGUUGUAUCAGUUUACAUUACUUUCGCAAUACUCAUACUUAACUGAGAGCAAUAAAAAGUAAAUACAUGUA